CCUGCAGGGCCCACAACCACUCGGGCGUGGCCCCCAGUCUUGUGCUGACGUGGCCUGAUUACAUACACUUUCCUAUUAUAUCUUUGGAUAUGCCCUUCGCUUGCAUUUUGUCUCCAUAGUUUUCAUUUCUUUAAAUUUUUUUUUUUUUUUGCAAAAGAAAAAAGGUUUCAUAUUUUGUCGUGGUUUUUGGUUAUUCAGAUUCGGGAAUCUAUGUGCGCCACCCGAGGGACGUACCAUCUUGCAUUUAUAAUAAAAACAAAAUUCUGGUUUUCUAUAAAGUAAUAUUAUGUAAUUGACCAAUUAUUUGUUCACUCUAUAUAUAAUUAUCAUUUAUCAUGCAUUAAAUAUCUAUCAAUCUAUAGUCACAAAUUAAUGUAGCAUCUAGAACAGUCGUUAUCAUUUUAAAAUUGAGUAAAUUAUUUUUGUGUGUAGUGGAUUUCAAACAGUUUCUCUAAACGAUUCUAUUUAAAUUCUAUUUUUUUUUAAUCCAACGGCCAAAUUGAAAAAUAAUAAUUUACGUAUAAAGACAAAAGGGAUUGGGUUUUCCAUGACCUAUUCCUCUUUAAUUUGAUAUUUUAUUUUUAAUUAUUGUCUAAACCAAUGAAAGUAACCCUACCUCUCUCUCUCUCUCUCAUUUUUUCUUCUCUCUCGAGAAAAGAAAGGAAAAAAAAAACUUUUUUUGUUGAUGGAUGGGGAAACAGGUUUCUCGUUUGGACGACCAAGCGGCGGCGGAGGAGAACGGAGGCCGCCGUCGAGGACGAAGGCGGAGCUGAGAUUUGCGGCGGCGCAUUCUGUGUCGAGGAUCUCGGAGGCGGAGGCGGAGGCGGCAACCGCCAUUAACGCCGGCGUUAAAGCUCCCUCUAUGAGCUUUGGAAUAGAGAAUCAUCAUCAUCACUCUUGGGAUACUCCAUCUUCAAACCACAUCAGUUUCACCAUUGAUCAACCCGGAAAACGGUCCAAGACUACCGACUUCUUCACCCUAGAAACUCAGUUCAGCAUGCCACAAACGUCUAUGGAGAUUGCAAGAAUGGAGAACUUGAUGAGCAUACCGGAAGACUCGGUCCCUUGCAGGAUCCGAGCGAAACGCGGCUGUGCUACUCACCCUCGAAGCAUCGCCGAAAGGGAGAGAAGAACAAGAAUAAGUGGAAAACUGAAGAAGUUGCAAGAAUUGGUUCCCAAUAUGGACAAGCAAACUAGCUAUGCUGACAUGUUGGAUUUGGCUGUGGAGCAUAUCAAAGGGCUUCAACACCAAGUAGAGAAACUGCAAACGGAGAUGGAGAAAUGUACUUGCGGCGCAUGCAAGAGGUGAUCCAUUAUCGAUGUUUUCUGUCUUACUUUUAUGAUAGCUCGAAGAGGGAAACCUUAUAGACAAUACAAGAAGAAACCACUUCAGUUCCGAGGAUUUUGGAGGUUGGAAGAAACACGUUUUCCAAGUCUGGUUUUGGCAGGCAUUCCGCAAUAACACGUUCGAAUCUGAAGUAGUUUCCGCAAUUUACGAUCAAAACAUGCAUUUUCGUGUAUAUAUUAUAUGCCCAAAACGUUUUGAUAUUGGAUUUCAUACGAGGAAAAUCGGGUUUUCUUUCAACGUUUGAUUAAUGAAAGCCCAGCUUAAUUUUGAA
Molecule: messenger RNA, 1619 nt
Organism: Tarenaya hassleriana
Lineage: Eukaryota; Viridiplantae; Streptophyta; Magnoliopsida; Brassicales; Cleomaceae
Product: transcription factor bHLH129-like
Exons: 6
Coding region: 686-1309 (207 amino acids)
Biological process (GO): regulation of transcription by RNA polymerase II
Cellular component (GO): nucleus
Molecular function (GO): RNA polymerase II cis-regulatory region sequence-specific DNA binding; protein dimerization activity; DNA-binding transcription factor activity, RNA polymerase II-specific
Source: RefSeq, a predicted model, not a curated record